This is a messenger RNA of Hansenula ciferrii, 1062 nucleotides long. RefSeq names its product U5 snRNP complex subunit AAR2 (gene AAR2). NCBI's taxonomy places the organism in Eukaryota, Fungi, Ascomycota, Saccharomycetes, Phaffomycetales, Wickerhamomycetaceae. Gene Ontology annotation, biological process: spliceosomal tri-snRNP complex assembly. The record is from RefSeq and is a predicted model, not a curated record. Bases 1 to 1062 code for a protein of 353 amino acids. The transcript has a single exon.
AUGAUGAACAGACCUUCAAGAACUACUGUAAUAUUCAAUAACAUUCCCGAGAACUGGCUUGUUGGGAUAGAUCUACAAUUCUUCAAUACAAAUAAUAUUUUAAAAGGUAUUAAAUUAAUACCUGAUGGAAUUCAUAUAUUACAUUUUGCUAAAGAUCAAUCAAGUAUACGACAAGGUUUUUAUAUAAAUGCAAAAGAAGGUGAUAUAAUCUUGGUAUAUUGGGAUUCUCAGGAGGAGAAAAUCUUAGUUGAUGAAGAAAUUGGUGAAAUAAAUAUAAAUAAAGAAUUAUCAAAAAUUUCAGAAUAUUAUUCAUUUAUGAUUAAUUAUCCUAAUGAUGAACAUUGGGAAGCACUGACAAAAUAUAUAAAUAUUGGACAAGUUGCGUUCAUAUUACCUAAAGGUAAAAAAAUUGAUAGUGUUUUAACUUCAAGUGAUGAAAAUAAUUUAUUAUUAGAUACUUUAUAUAAAAGUUCUAAGUCAAGAAAUUUAUCACAAGAUCCUAUUAUAAAUUCAAUUAUUGAUCAAUCAAAUGAAGAGAUUAAAUAUACUAUGAUAAAUUUAGAUCAAACCAUAAGACCUAAUGGGAAUUCAAUUGAAAAAACAAAAGAUUCAUUAGAUAAAUCAUGGUUUUUCCAAAAAAUUUUAAAUUCAGGGUUUAAUGAUAAUGAAAAUUUAUUAUUAAGUGAAUUUCAACAAUGUUAUUUAAAUAUGAUUAUAUUUGCAAAUUAUAGUAGUUCAAUUCAAUGGUUAAAAUUCUUGAAAAUUUUGUUUAAUGUUAAGGAAUCAAUUCAAGAAAGAUUAAAUUUUUUUGAAAAUUUUUUAGAUGUGCUCACAAUACAAUUUGAAAAAUUUCAAGAAGAUUAUAUUGAUGAAUUUAUAAAUGAAGAAUUUUUAGAUAAAUCAAUAUCAGAAUUUGAAUAUACGGUAAAAGAAUUUGAAAUUCGUUCAUUAAUUAAAAAAAUCAUUAAUUUGAAAAAUUUAUUAAGUUUAAAAUUUGGGAUUCAUAUUACUGGGUUUGUGGAAGAUGAUGAUGAAGAAGCACCAGUAAUAGUGGAUAUAUAA